AGCAGAGAAGUGGAGCCGGCCAUAUUGCAGGGGGCCCUCGAGGGCGCUGGGUCGGUCGCGGUUGCUGCUGUACGUUAAGAACCUUUCGGCUACCGCACGCGGCCGCCCGUUCCCCGUCUCCUCCCGCUCGGCGCUCUUCUUCCGCUUAGCCCUCUUGCGUCCUCAUCCCAACACCCGAUACUCCAUGGCGGCAGCAGCCGCACCGCUGUCGCCGCAGCCCCGGGGCGCUGCGGGCGGCGCAGCGCUGAGCCCCACGCGCAUCUCGAGGCUGCAGGAGAAGGAGGAACUGCGGCAGCUGAACGACCGGCUGGCCGUCUACAUAGAUAAGGUGCGCAGCCUGGAAACGGAGAACAGCGCGCUGCAGCGGCGCGUCUCCGAGCGGGAGCAGGUAUGCGGCCGCGAGAUCAGCGGCUUGAAGGAGCUUUUCGAGACGGAGCUGGCCGACGCACGUAAGACGCUGGACGACACGGCGAGGGAGCGGGCCAAGCUGCAGAUCGAGCUGGGCAAGUUGCGCGCCGAGCACGAGCAGGUUCUCAGCAGCUAUGCAAAAAAGGAUUCUGAUCUUAAUGCAGCUCAAGUCAAACUUCGAGAGUUUGAAGCAGCGCUAAAUGCUAAGGAAGCUGCGCUGGCCACAGCACUGGGUGAUAAGAGAAGUCAGGAAGAAGAACUUGAGGAUUUAAGAGAUCAAAUUGUGCAGCUUGAGAUUUCUUUAGCUGCGGCCAAGAAAGAACUUGCUGAUGAAACUUUACAGAAGGUGGAUCUUGAAAAUCGUUGUCAGAGCCUCAUUGAGGAUUUGGAAUUCCGUAAGAAUAUGUAUGAGGAGGAAAUCAAGGAGACGAGAAGAAAACAUGAAACUCGCUUAGUUGAAGUUGACUCUGGGCGUCAAAUAGAAUAUGAGUAUAAACUGGCCCAAGCACUGAAGGAAAUAAGAGAGCAGCAUGACGCACAAGUGAAACUGUACAAAGAGGAGCUCGAACAGACUUACAGUAGCAAACUUGAAAAUAUUAGACAGUCAUCUGAGAUGCACAGUUGUACAGCCAACACGGUAAGAGAAGAACUUCAUGAAAGUCGUAUGCGAAUUGAAACACUGUCUUCCCAUAUCGCCGAUAUUCAGAAAGAGUCUAGAGCAUGGCAAGAUAGAGUGCAUGAGCUUGAGGACGCCUUGUCCAAGGAGCGGGAAAACUGUCGCAAAAUACUGGCUGAGAAUGAGAGAGAAGUGGCAGAGAUGAGAAAUCAAAUGCAGCAGCAGUUCAGUGACUACGAACAACUUCUGGAUGUUAAACUGGCACUUGAUAUGGAAAUCAGUGCAUACCGCAAAUUGCUGGAGAGCGAAGAGGAGAGGCUCAGACUUUCUCCAGGCCCAUCUUCUCGAGUGACAGUUUCACGAGCUUCAUCAAGCCGUAGUGUACGUACCACCAGAGGAAAGAGGAAGAGAAUUGAUGUGGAAGAAUCUGAAGCCAGCAGUAGUGUUAGCAUCUCCCAUUCAGCUUCUGCCACUGGAAAUAUCUCUAUUGAGGAGAUAGAUGUUGAUGGAAAAUUCAUCCGCUUGAAGAAUACCUCUGAACAGGAUCAACCUAUGGGAGGUUGGGAGAUGAUCAGAAAAAUAGGAGAUACUUCUGCUAGUUACAGAUAUACCUCAAGAUAUGUACUGAAGGCAGGACAGACUGUUACAAUUUGGGCUGCAAAUGCUGGAGUGACUGCUAGCCCUCCCACUGACCUCAUCUGGAAGAACCAGAAUUCCUGGGGCACUGGUGAAGAUGUGAAAGUUGUGCUGAAAAAUUCUCAGGGGGAGGAAGUUGCUCAGAGAAGCACUGUCUUUAAAACAACUGUAAAUGAAGGGGAAGAGGAGGAGGAGGAAGGUGAAGAAAUUCUUGAAGGAGAUGUUGUCCACCAACAGGGGACCCCAAGAAAAUCUGACAGAAGCUGUGCGAUCAUGUAACUCUUUCCAGUCAUCCAGGUUCUUCAAAUAAUGGUGAUCAUUGUCUACAGAAUAGCCUUCUCAAAAGCACAAUGUAUUUUUGUAGUUUCUUUCUGUGAGUUCUUAAGCUGAAAGUCUAAUGGCCUUAAUUUCCUGACACUGAAAAUGAAGUUUUGUAAAAGAAACUGUAUCUGUGACUUGUUGUUAGGACAUAAUCUGGUGAUUCUGAACUUUGUGUACUGUUUGAAAAUGACAUUCCCUACCCCUAGUUUUAUAUGCCAGUCUUUUUUUUAAAUAGAAACUUUAGAAGUUUCUGCAUUCCAGGGAUUGAUUUUUGUCGGACAACACCACUCCAGCCAUCUACUGUUGACUUCUUUAUACUUAGGUGCUGUUUGGGAAGGGAAAGGCAUUUUCAAUACUAUGAACUUUUUGUACUGAAGACAUUUUCGUAUUACAGCGCAAUCAAAGAUAAACAACUUUCUUAUAGAAAACAGACUUUUUUUUAAAAAAAAGAAGGGGAUAAACCAUAAAAUCAUGUAAGCACUCAGUUCACGAAGGAUGCAGUAAAAAAAACUUUCUAUUGCUACUUUGUUUGCUUAGGUUUCUUAUUCUGAAAAGGGGAUUCAUGUUAAAUGUGUUAGUUGUAUUGUUAAGGUAGUGUAACAGCUUAAAUUUGCUUAUAUGGUUUUUUUUGUAACAAAGUCAAUUUUAAUAUUGAUUGCUUUGCUUGUUUACAGUUUUUAGGAACAAAUCCAAGUCUUGUAGAAAUCUAGUCUAUGUUUCUAUGGAAAACAACUGUAGUUCUGUCAAUGUGGAAAGUUUCAGUUCUUUUUGCAUUUACCUACUGUUUGAAAGCUUUGAAUAAAGAGUAAAAUAUCUCUGUAUAGACACUUCAGAUUAAGGUUUUGAAAUUUGUUUUGCGAUAAAAUGGAGUUAAAAGUUGAAUGAUUGCUAGGUAUUUAGAACUGAUAGGAUUUGAACUUGGGAAAACCUGCAUGUAAGUGGAACAGUGGCACUUGAUUUGUAAGAUUUCUCUUAAAAUAAUGAGGAACAAAUUGACAUUUCAAAAAUGAAUUCUUUGGACCUUUAUUCAAAGUGUACAUAACUGUUUCUGUAGUUACCUUUGUCUUGAUCUGAAGGUUUUUUUAAUGGCCAGAAUCAUGGGAAUUCAUUGUGCUUUUUUGCUAUCAGUUUCUUGAAAAACAGAACUUCUUAGUGUCUUCCACGUUGAAUCAGAUUCUAUCCUGAUGAACUACAUCAUGACAUUCUGAAUUUUUGCCAGCAGAAGUUAGAGGUGGCCAAGGCUUAUGUGGAUGGACAGAGAUUGGUGGGUCUCCUCCUUUUGGUAGUAACAUUGGCUUAAACAACUGCAUUAGACCCUGAAGUAAAACUUGUUUUAAUUUCCUGUUUAAAUGUGAGCAUUUGUAUUUAUGUAGUAUUUUCAUAUAAUUUCAGUAUUACUUCAUAUCCUGUAAUAUUCUCAUUAUGUCUAAUUGUUUCUCCUAAGAAUAAUGUUUUUCUAUUAUGGUCUGAGAUACUGAUGUUACAGGCGUUACCUGUAUAAAUGAACACUUACAUUGUAGUAAACUGUUUAUUCCAUUUCUUAUUUAUUUUCAAAACUAAUAGCACAGACUAGCAAUACAAUUCUGUUAGAUAAGACAGUUGAUAAGAGAUUAUUUAACAUGUAUCAGUGUUCUUGGCUCUAGCUUUUGUAGACCCUCUUUUAUCACUGCAGAAUGAUGAAUAGUGCCUUAACCUUUAUGGGAGCAUGUACCUAGGAGCAGCUGCUUGAGUCUUGUGAAUAUUCAGGUAGGUCAGCACUCUUGCGAUAGAUGCCAGUAGACAAGUGCUGAUUUUUAGAAAGGUGCUUUAGAAUACUUGCAUAAACUAGCCUAAAUAAUGUUAGGAGAUUUAAAAAGGGGUGGGGGGGGUAAGCCUUCUGUAUGUUGCUGACAUUUAGUGUGGAAACAUCCUGCCACUAGAUGGAGAUCUUGCUAUUGAACUAUAUUCUCAAAGCAAAACAACAACCAUGAAUACCUUUCCUACAUUUCAUGUGAGUCCCAUAAUAACUUCAAAAAGUUUCUCUUUACUAGACUGAACAAAGUCCUCCUAUCUCUUCACCACAAUUUCAACCUUUAAUUAGUCUCUUGGAAAGCACUGACCUCAAGCUUGAAAUAUAUGAUUUUGUCAGUAUUUUUUCCUACCUCUUAACUGUUGUAGUUACUGCUGUUAUUUGCCAUUUUGUGUGAAAGAAGGCAGGUGGAUGGAAUUCCUUAAAGGUAUCAGACCACUGGAAAAUAAGCUUGUUGGUUUUUAAUGUUAUGCUUUGCAAAAUGUGUUUUCAUUUUCUGUAGGUUGUUAGCUAAUGAGCUGGAGAAGAAUGAAACAGUGUCCUAGUUAGCUCUGUAGACCGGCUCCUACUACUUCUAGAGUAACAUCUAAAGAUUGCUUCUAGGUACACUUCCAGAAUUGACAACAUAGAUGAUCAAGAUGUGAUACUGAUCUGUUUUGUACCUGACAGGUGAAAGCUGCUUAGUGACUUGCUACAUGCAACAGGGAAAAAAACAAACAAGCAAAACCA
Messenger RNA from Tympanuchus pallidicinctus (lesser prairie-chicken), 4499 nucleotides. RefSeq names its product lamin B1 (gene LMNB1). The transcript is spliced from 11 exons. The record is from RefSeq and is a predicted model, not a curated record. Bases 185 to 1939 code for a protein of 584 amino acids. Lineage: Eukaryota; Metazoa; Chordata; Aves; Galliformes; Phasianidae.